AUGGGAUACGCAAUGCCUUCUCGAUGCUGGUGCUGUGUGCAACCAGGAGAAGAAACGUUACAGCACCUUUUCUUUACUUCGUUUGCUGUGAAAAAAGUGUGGUCAUACUUCCUAAUGCAUGCUGGAAUUAAAAUAGAGGGACUGUCUAUGCACCAGGUAAUUGUAAAGUGCUGGACACUUACAGUAAUAUCAAGAUUGCAGCCAAUUUUUCAAGCACUUCCUGCCAUCAUUAUGUGGGAGCUGUGGAAGAGAAGAAAUAGUUACAAACAUGGGGAAACAAUGACGAUUAGACGGGUGAUUUAUCAGUACACGCCUAAAUUGAAGGUUACUAAAGUCUUGUGGGAAUUACCAACACAAGGAUGGAUUAAAGUUAACUGCGAUGGGGCAUCGAGGGGAAAUCCGAGCAGGAGCUCAAUUGGAUAUGCACUUCGAGAUGAUGAAGGCAAUAUAAAGUAUGCAUGUGGAAAGGUGAUACAUGACACAACAAACAAUGAGGCAGAGGCAUUGGCAAUUUUGGAAGCUCUAAAAUACUGUGAGGAGAAAGGAUACAAUAGAAUUAUUUUGCAAACAGAUUCGCUACUCUUGAAGAACACUAUAGAAGGAUUGUGGAAUGUUCCUUGGGUUUCCACAACCAUUCAAUCGCUUGUUAGAUUGAGGAAACCUGCAUUGGCUAACAUUCCUCAUAACUGGCCAGACAUCCUGCAAAUGAUGGAACA
Molecule: messenger RNA, 716 nt
Organism: Nicotiana tabacum (common tobacco)
Lineage: Eukaryota; Viridiplantae; Streptophyta; Magnoliopsida; Solanales; Solanaceae
Source: RefSeq, a predicted model, not a curated record